AUGUGGAGAGUGACAUCUAUUGACAAAUAUGGCAAAGAAGGAUUAAGUGGCGGUGGUGGAGGAGGUGGGAGUCAUUGUGACAGUCCAUUUGAGUUUGGCUUCACACUCCGGAACCCAGAUGGUGUCUUCAGGGGAUUUUUUGGUGGAAGGGACCCAUUUUCAUCUGACUUCUUUGAAGGCCCAUUUGAUGACUUUUUUGGAAACCGAAGGGGUCCCCGAGGAAGUAGAAGCCGAGGUGCUGGCUCCUUUUCCUCGGUCUUCAGUGGAUUUCCUCAACCCCGAUUUCCUGCUUUUGAUACAGGCUUUACUCCACUCGGGUCACUAGGUCAUGGGGGUCUCACUUUAUUUUCUUCAGUGUCAUUUGGUGGAAGUGGAAUGGGCAACUUCAAAUCAAUAUCAACUUCAACUAAACUAGUUAAUGGCAAAAACAAAACAAAAAAAAUCACUACAAAGAGAAUUGUGGAGAACGGUCAGGAAAGAGUAGAAGUUGAAGAAGACGGACAGUUAAAGUCCCUGACAAUAAAUGGUAAGGAACCCCCGCUACCCUUGGAUAACAAGUAAUUCAACGCACAUAUGUAACAGAAAUGUUAAACCAUAGCAAGCACCAUUUGAGGAAUAACAGGAACUUUUUUUUUUUUAAGAUUUCAAACGAACUCGACUUUCUGUAUAACCGUACCUAAUCUAAAGUAUUUAUAAUAUAGCUCAUCGGAGCCCUCAUU
This is a messenger RNA of Rattus rattus (black rat), 719 nucleotides long. RefSeq names its product dnaJ homolog subfamily B member 6-like. The transcript is spliced from 3 exons. Gene Ontology annotation, cellular component: cytosol; endoplasmic reticulum membrane. Gene Ontology annotation, biological process: protein refolding; positive regulation of proteasomal ubiquitin-dependent protein catabolic process. The record is from RefSeq and is a predicted model, not a curated record. Gene Ontology annotation, molecular function: ATPase activator activity; Hsp70 protein binding. NCBI's taxonomy places the organism in Eukaryota, Metazoa, Chordata, Mammalia, Rodentia, Muridae. Bases 1 to 561 code for a protein of 186 amino acids.